This is a messenger RNA of Myotis brandtii (Brandt's bat), 1483 nucleotides long. Its product is annotated as ras and Rab interactor 1-like. The record is from RefSeq and is a predicted model, not a curated record. Gene Ontology annotation, molecular function: small GTPase binding; guanyl-nucleotide exchange factor activity. Gene Ontology annotation, biological process: signal transduction; vesicle-mediated transport. Gene Ontology annotation, cellular component: cytosol; endocytic vesicle. Lineage: Eukaryota; Metazoa; Chordata; Mammalia; Chiroptera; Vespertilionidae.
GCGGCCUCGGCGCUGAUGCAGGACCGCCACACAGCUGUGGGCCAGCUGGUCCAGGACCUACUGACCCAGGUGCGGGCCGGCCCGGAGCCCCAGGAGCUGCAGGGCAUCCGUGAGGCGCUGAGCAGGGCCCAGGCCAUGCUGAGCGCCGAGCUGGGCCCUGAGAAGCUGCUGCCGCCUAAUAGACUGGAACGCAUCCUGGAGAAGUCCCUGCAUCGCUCGGUGCUCAAGCCUCUCCGGCCCAUCCUGGUGGCCCGACUGCGGCGCAGGCUUUCCGCCGAUGGCUCCCUGGGCCACCUGGCUGAAGGCUUCCGCCUGGCCCGGGCCCAGGGCCCUGCAGCCUUCGGGUCCCGCCUGAGCCUGCCCUCCCCGGUGGAGACGGAGCAGGUGCGCCAGAAGCUGCUGCAGUUACUCCGCACCUACUCACCCAACGCCCAGGUCAAGCGGCUCCUGCAGGCCUGCAAGCUGCUCUACACGGUCCUGAGGACCCACCUGGGAGAGGGCGCGGGGGCCGACGAGUUCCUCCCGCUGCUGAGCCUGGUCCUGGCCCAUUGCGACCUUCCUGAGCUGCUGCUGGAGGCCGAGUACAUGUCAGAGCUGCUGGAGCCCACACUGCUCACCGGCGAGGGCGGCUACUACCUGACCAGCCUCUCCGCCAGCCUGGCCCUGCUGAGCGGCCUUGGCCAGGCCCACACGCUGCCCCUGAGCCCCUCACAGGAGCUGCAGCGCUCCCUCAGCCUCUGGGAGCAGCGCCGCCUGCCCGCCACCCACAGCUUCCAGCAUCUCCUCCGAGUAGCCUACCAGGACCCCAGCAGUGGCUGUACCUCCAAGACCCUGGCCGUGCCCCCAGGGGCCUCGAUUGCCACCCUGAACCAGCUCUGUGCCACCAAGUUCCGAGUGACCCAGCCUGACGCUUUCGGCCUCUUCCUGUACAAGGAGCAGGACUAUCACCGCCUGCCCCCCGGAGCCCUGGCUCACAGGCUGCCCACAACUGGCUACCUCGUCUACCGCCGCCAGGCAGAGCGGCCCGAGACACUGGGGGCCUCACUUGGGGGUGCCACAGAGGAGGGCAGCGGGGAGCCAGACGCAGGAGGCAGGGAGGAGAAAGGGCAGGGAGAUGGGGAUACUGAGGUCAAAGCCAGUCCUGUGGCAACUGCUAAGCAGGAGGAGAACCAGGCCAGGGGAGGCCCUGCUCAGCCAAGUGCGCUGGAGGCUGAGGGGGGCCAGGCAGCAGAGGAGUAGCUGGGAGUGGCCCGAGGGGCAUUUGGGGCCGAAAACUCUGAGCCUGCUGGGAAGGCCUUUCAGAGCCCUCAUGCUUCCCCUGAGCCCUCGCAGGAGCUGCAGCCUCCCUCAGCCUCUGGGAACAGGACAGCCUGCCACGCCUCUGAUAAUCAUCUCUGACCAUACCUGCUGGGGGAGUGCCUGGACUGGCUACAUCUGCGGCAUUGGAGUAAAGUUGAGGGGCAUGGGGGACCCCAGACCAAGG